Messenger RNA from Desarmillaria tabescens, 1845 nucleotides. RefSeq names its product serine dehydratase alpha chain-domain-containing protein. Gene Ontology annotation, molecular function: 4 iron, 4 sulfur cluster binding; L-serine ammonia-lyase activity. NCBI's taxonomy places the organism in Eukaryota, Fungi, Basidiomycota, Agaricomycetes, Agaricales, Physalacriaceae. The record is from RefSeq and is a predicted model, not a curated record. The transcript has 21 exons. Gene Ontology annotation, biological process: gluconeogenesis. Bases 1 to 1845 code for a protein of 614 amino acids.
AUGUUUCGCCUCGUCCUACCUCGACUCGCUCGUUGUCGACCACUCUUUCCUUUGCGAUCCCAGUUCAGCACCAAACUCGUCGUCCCAGAGACGCCCCAGCAGCCAGAGCAUGCAGUCAUAUCUGCAUUUGACUUGUUUAGCAUCGGUGUCGGUCCGUCUUCAUCCCACACCGUUGGCCCAAUGCGCGCCGGAAAGAUUUUUAUUAACGAUCUAAAGGAGUUGCAAUUGCUAGAAAAGGUAAAGAUGGUAAAAAUCACUCUAUACGGUUCGCUCGCCGCCACAGGAAAAGGGUAUUAUCCUAUUGCCUACGUGGCGUUUCGCUCCGAUCCGGAAACAAUUGAUACUGGUACCAUCCCGUCUCGGUAUGAUUCCAUCUUGACCACCAAGUCUCUCUACUUGGGUGGUCACCAUCGAAUCCAUUAUGACAUGGAUCGCGACAUGUUGUGGCGCUGGGAUCAAGUUCUCAAGACUCAUCCAAACGGAAUGCGAUUCAGCUGCUUCGGAGAGGAUGGAGAUCUACUAGCUACCAAUGAAUAUUUCAGUGUCGGAGGCGGUUUUGUUGUUAACGAAAAGACCAAAGUGGACGAGAAUUUGUUCUACAAGGGUGUCGAUAAACGAGUCGUCCAAGCUGCGAGGCUACAUCAAACGCACUCCUUGUCGGAACCCCAGAUCGAAGCAGAACCAUCAGGUUUGCCCGAAGAUACCCCCGGUGUCAGCGAUCAUCCGCCUUAUCCUUUUGAAUCUGGGAACAGUCUUUUAGCUUUGACGAAGAAGCACAAUAUGACCAUCGCACAAAUCGUUUAUGAUAACGAAAAGUCGUUUGGGUAUUCUGAAAAUGAUAUACACGAUAAAAUUUUUCGGAUAUGGGAAGUCAUGGACGAUUGUAUUCGGGCAGGUGUUUCGGCUGUCGAUCCGACACUGCCUGGAAGACUUGGACUUCGUCGGCGGGCACCCAUGCUGUACAGGCGAUUGAUGCGAGGAUUCUAUAGUGGUAUCACCUCGCCAACUUUACCAGCCAUUGGGCCAGGUCGACCCUCCGAUGACAUACAAGCGAUCGAUUCUCCAGAAUACAGCGAAGAAAUGACGGACGACACGCUGAAUAGACCACUGUCUGGAACUUCGAAGAUUACUAGAAGAAACAAAGUGACUAGGGUGGUGGGCAGUUUCGAUCAUUCGCUGUUACCCGUGCCUCCGAGGAAAACUACGAUUCCGGCUAUGGAUUUCUUGUCGUGUUAUGCAAUUGCUGUCAAUGAAGUCAAUGCUAGUGGUGGAAGAAUCGUCACGUCGCCAACUAAUGGUGCAGCAGGUGUAAUCCCUUCGGUCCUGAAAUACAUUCUUGAGUUUGUUAGCGAUGAUCCUGAGAAGAGUAUCAUGACUUUUCUUCUUACGGCUGCUGCGAUCGGAAUGCUAUUCAAGCGUGGAAGCACCAUAUCUGCGGCGGAGGGAGGAUGCCAGGCAGAAGUUGGUGUUGCCUGUUCCAUGGCAAGUGCUGGCUUCGCCGCCUGCAUGGGUGCCUCUCCUGAGACAGUCUUGCAAGCGGCCGAAAUAGGCAUAGAGCACAAUUUGGGUUUCACGUGUGACCCAAUAGAUGGCUUGGUUCAAGUUCCAUGUAUCGAACGUAACAGUCUCGGUGCCGUCAAAGCAAUCACAGCUGCUCAGCUGUCCAUGGCGAGUCAAGGCGUGUAUACUGUCACUCUCGAUGAGGCCAUAGAGGCCAUGCGACUCACGGCGGCGGACAUGAGCGUAAAGUACAAGGAAACCAGUCUUUCGGGACUUGCGACUACCGUCAAGAUCCCAUUAACGGUCCCGGCUUGGUAUGUUCCAUUUCGGCUAGUGCAGUCCUGA